Messenger RNA from Coregonus sp. 'balchen', 41845 nucleotides. NCBI's taxonomy places the organism in Eukaryota, Metazoa, Chordata, Actinopteri, Salmoniformes, Salmonidae. The record is from the annotation of a GenBank genome assembly.
AUGGGGGGAGGAAAAGGAGAGGAGGAGGGGAAGAUGAGGUGAAAGAGAGGAAUGAGGGAGAGGGAUUCAUGGAGAGGGACAGAUGCACACACAGUGGAGAAGAGAUAUAGAACACCUCAAAGUAACACUUAAGCAUGCCUUUCGAAGUGCCACCAUUUGGAGUGAGGGAGCCCAUCCCAGUUCCUCUUAGUUUACCCUCCAUCUCUCCUUUCGUUUUCCCAACAUGUCUUUUUUUACCACGUCUUUCCCCACCCCCCAUUCUGGGUGUGUGUGAUGCAUGGUCCCUGUCAUAGUAUAUGACCAUCCCCUCUCAGUUCUGUGCAUAUCGGCUUUCUGUACACCCCUUCUCUCUCUUCUGUGUUAACAGACAGACAGAGAGGCCUAGCUCCCUAACUGAGGCCGAAUCAGGCAACAGGCUAACACAACAGCUCUUUCCAAAGGCUUUGAUCACACAAUAGAGGGAAACACAGAUUCAAUAUCUAUGAAAUGAAAGUACAGCCCCCGGUACUAUGGAAUACUAAGGUGGGGAAUAUAGCCCCCAUCAAUCAACACACACUCCUCCCCAGACCACACACACUGUGUGGUGGUGGUGGUGGGUGGAGAGGGAAAGGUACAUUAUUUCCGGAGUGAAGGAAAGAGAAAAAUAUGACAGUACCGAAACUAUACCUGUGUGGGACAAUGUGCCCCGGGGGGAGCGUUUAGAGCCUUGCGCACACGUUCUGGCCCGGCCGGUUGCCUGCGAGUGGAAUUCACUUUCUCUUCCUGCCUAGGAUGGGGGUGGCGGGGGAGGGGGAUAAUGUAGCACACACAAUGAGGGUGGAAUGUAUUUAGGGAGGUGUGCUGAGGUACAGGAACGGUUGGGAAGGCCUCUGUACCUGGGGCGGCAGGUAGCCUAGCGGUUAGAGAGGAAAGCCAGCAACCAGAGGGUUGCUGCAUUGAAUCCUGGGUCCGGCUGGAAAAAUCUGUCGGGAAAUUAGCUGGCAACCGUAGGGUAUCAAAUCCUAGAUGCUAUUGCCUGCCGUUGUGCCCUUGAGCAAGGCACUUAACCUCCCACAACAACAGCUCCUUGGGCGCCCAGUGUGGCAGCCCCUGAACCUCUCCAAAAAUCGGUAUACUGUAUGUACAGUUGAAGUCGGAAGUUUACAUACACUUAGAUUGGAGUCAUUAAAACUCGUUUUUCAACCACCACAAAUUUCUUGUUAACAAACUAUAGUUUUGGCAAGUCGGUUAGGACAUCUAUUUUGUGCAUGACACAAUUAAUUUUUCCAACAAUUGUUUACAGACAGAUUAUUUCACUUAUAAUUCACUGUAUCACAAUUCCAGUGGGUCAGAAGUUUACAUACACUAAGUUGACUGUGCCUUUAAACAGCUUGGAAAAUUCAGGAAAAUUAUGUCAUGCUGUUAGAAGCUUCUGAUAGGCUAAUUGACAUCAUUUGAGUCAAUUGGAGGUGUAUCUGUGGAUGUAUUUCAAGGCCUACCUUCAAACUUAGUGCCUUUGCUUGACAUCAUGGGAAAAUCAAAAGAAAUCAGCCAAGACCUCAGAAAAGAAAUUGUAGACCUUCUGGUUCAUCCUUGGGAGCAAUUUUGAAACGCCUGAAAGUACCACAUUCAUCUGUACAAACAAUAGUACGCAAGUAUAAACACCAUGGGACCACACAGCCGUCAUACCGCUCAGGAAGGAGACGCGUUCUGUCUCCUAGAGAUUAACGUACUUUGGUGCGAAAAGUGCAAAUCAAUCCCAGAACAACAGUAAAGGACCUUGUGAAGAUGCUGGAGGAAUCAGGUACAAAAGUAUCUAUAUCCACAGUAAAACGAGUCCUAUAUCGACAUAACCUGAAAGGCUGCUCAGCAAGGAAGAAGCCACUGCUCCAAAACCGCCAUAAAAAAGCCAGAAUAUGGUUUGCAACUGCACAUGGGGACAAAGAUCGUACUUUUUGGAGAAAUGUCCUCUGGUCUGAUGAAACAAAAAUAUAACUGUUUGGCCAUAAUGACCAUCGUUAUGUUUGGAGGAAAAAGGGGGAACUUGCAAGCCGAAGAACACCAUCCCAAUCGUGAAGCACGGGGUGGCAGCAUCAUGCAGUGAGGGUGCUUUGCUGCAGGAGGGACUGGUGCACAUCACAAAAUAGAUGGCAUCAUGAGGAAGGAAAAUUAUGUGGAUAUAUUGAAGCAACAUCUCAAGACAUUAGUCAGGAAGUUAAAGCUUGGUCGCAAAUUGGUCUUCCAAAUGGACAAUGACCCCAAGCAUACUUCCAAAGUUGUGGCAAAAUGGCUUAAGGACAACAAAGUCAAGGUAUUGGAGUGGCCAUCACAAAGACCUGACCUCAAUCCUAUAGAAAAUUUGUGGGCAGAACUGAAAGAGCGUGUGCGAGCAAGGAGGCCUACAAUCCUGACUCAGUUUCACCAGCUCUGUCAGGAGGAAUGGGCCAAAAUUCACCCAACUUAUUGUGGGAAGCUUGUGGAAGGCUACCCUAAACAUUUGACCCAAGUUAAACAAUUUAAAGGCAAUGCUACCAAAUACUAAUUGAGUGUAUGUAAACUUCUGACCCACUGGGAAUGUGAUGAAAGAAAUAAAAGCUGAAAUAAAUCAUUCUGUCUACAAUUAUUCUGACAUGUCACAUUCUUAAAAUAAAGUGGUGAUCCUAACUGACCUAAGACAGGGAAUUGUUACUAGGAUUAAAUGUCAGGAUUUGUGAAAAACUGAGUUUAAAUGUAUUUGGCUAAGGUGUAUGUAAACUUCCGACUUCAACUGUAAGUGUGUCUUUCGGAGGGGUUGGGUUAAACGCAGAACUAAAAUGUCCUUGUGUACAACUGACCAAUAAAGUAAUUUUAAUAAACUAUGCCUCUAAUUAUUAGUGUACAAUUAGCCAAAUGUAGACAGUCAGCCAAAAGACACGUCAGACAGACACAGAACAGGAGUUUUUAAUAAAUGUUUUCAUUGUUGUUGGGAGUUUAUUUUCCCCUCAAAACCUUUUAAUCUUUCCCAGCUCAGCCCCUUUCCUGAGAAAGAACACACAUGCACAGACGUGCACAUGCACGCACGCACACACACACGUUUUGCGCAUCAAUAAACAAUCCAAAAAUCUUGCACCUCUGCCAAGUUUUUUUAUUUUUUAUAAUGAAGGGUUUUACUGAGUGUUGAGAUCUGUAAACUAUGUGUCGAUCCAGAGAAUCCUCUCUCUCUCUCUCUCUGUGUGUGGGGGGUCUAGCAGAGGGGUAAAGCACCGUCGCUGCUAAAUCGUGGCCGCCACUGCAAUUUUUUGGGGGGAUGUAUAGAUGUAUCCCCCCGCAGGAAGACCCCCGCAUUCACCCACUCCCCCCAGCUAACUCUUUCCUAGGGGAAACACUUGUGUGUGUGCUUGUGUAGGCAUUAUGUCAGAAUGUGUGGGAGAGCCUGAGGGUGACUGGGCCUGGAUUCAAUAUACAUUGCAAUAAUCAAUUUACAUUGGCAUCAUAUUAGUGUCCAUGCUCACUCAUAAUGCGUCCAGAGAGGUGGAUUGAAUCCAUGCAGCAGUGGCAUCGCAGAGAGGCUGCAUUAGAGGUUGACACAGGAACAGGAAGUGAAGUUCUAGAGUCAAGUUUGGGACAGGAUCAACAGUCCACAGGAACGGGCAGUACAGGAGGGGGGGGGUUAAGAAUGUGUAAUGUAUGGAGCAUUUCAUUAAAAAAACUGUGUGUAGGCAUAAUAUAGUUUACUUAAUAAAAAUCUAUAAAAAAAAGAAAUGGUCAUUUCCCCCUCCCCUUCCGUCGGCUCACUCUCGCGCCUCUCUCCAGUUGUAGCCACUGCCAGUCACUACUUUACCUCAGAUGCCAACGUAUGUCAGUGAACGAUGAAUUGCAACGUCUCUUUGCAGCCAAGGACCCAUCACUAACAUUAGAGCCAUUAAAAGGAAAAGGAACAUUUGAUAGUGGUAUUUGACAACGAGGGAACAGAGUACACGGCUUGUAAAAAAGUGGCAAAGCUGCUUUACUACCAACAACGUUACCAGUCGUUUACGUAUUUAACUAAACCCGAGCCAUCUGAGGUAAACAGUAGGAUGACCGGUAGGUUGUCAGAUAUGUGCGCCAUUUAAUCUUGUUGAGGCCAAAGGUUUCGAAAUUGUGACCCAAAGUUCCAUAUCCAUGAGUUCAUCCGACUCUGGGUAAGUAGAAGGCCUGCCUUCAUUGCCAAAAUCACGUAAUGUGGUUGUUAUCAGCUGUGAGUGCAGGCAAUUGUCUCGUGAGCGCCGUGCAGCAGCCAAACGGAGCAGUUACUAUGGCUACACACAUGCAGAGCAGGAGACAGACAGACGAGCAACUAAAGCAGGAAGUCAUUCAUUUGUUCUGCGUGUAAAAAUUAGCACGGGACGGGAUAGGAGUGAUUUUUAUCGGGAUAGGACAGGAAAGUUCUGGGUUUAUAGAACAGUUGCAGGAUCAGGACAGUACUGGAAAAAAAUUGACAGGACAAGACGGGACAGGAAUUAAUUUUCACUCCUGUGUCAACGUCUAGGAAGCAUCUCAAAUGGCACCCUACUUCCUAUAUAGUGCACUAUUUUUGACCAGGGCACAUAGGUCAAAAGUAGGGCUCUGGUCCCAAAUGGCUCUUGUCAAAAGUAAUACACUAUAUAGGGAAUACGGUGCCGCAGCCUCAGUGUGGGCUUUAGAGUUGGUUUAUUUAAAAUGUAUUCACCUCUAGUGGACCUAGACAUGCUUCUCCACAGUAACUUACAAGGCAGAGAACACAGAACCACUUACUGUGGGAUUUGGAGCUUAUCCCAGAAACAGUUUUAUAUUAUGCUCUUUGGGGUUUAAAUGUUUUUGCCUUCCUUGGCCUGUAGAUUUUGUGCAGGCAGAGGUUUGAGACUAGAUUUACCAUGGUUGUAGAGAGAGAAAGAGAAAGAGAGAGGGCAGAAAAACAUAGUAGUUAAAGGUUUUCUCCUCUGUCGAAGACUCACUGUCCUAAAACAAGGAAAGGAAGAAAGAACGUAACGAGAGCUCCCCUCUAAAACAGCUUUCACGCUUAGACCCUUUCCUGUCAGGCUUUACUCUCUGAUGGAUGUAGGAGAUUAAAAAUAUAUAUAUAUAUUUUCAUUUUGGAGGUAUCCGGUUUUCCCUGCUGUUUCACAUUGGCUGCCUGGUCUUUCUGCUAAAAGGGAGGGGGUCUGUCUAUCUGUCUGGGCACAGUGAUUGGUUGUUAUUCUUACAGACUCCACCUCCACACCACUGUCCACUCUCCACCCUCUGCUUUGGGACAUAACUGCAUGCUUUACACAUGAAAAUACAACCCAACACAAGAUAAUGUUUAGAGUGUGGCUGACUGAGGGAUCCACAAGGGGUUAUGGGGUUGUCAUCCUAAUGUAUGGUUUUAAGAUUAAACAAUUUGGGCUUCUUCUCUCUCACUGUAUCGCUCCUCUUGGCAUAACAUUGAUUUAAGUGCAUCCAUGGGGUUAUGUGUGUUUUUUUUUUACACUUGCUUAUUUCUUCUUCCACCUUUUUCCCUGACUUUCCUCCCUCCUUUCUGUGCACAACCCUCCUCACCUUCCUCCUCCCCUUCCUUCGCUCUGCAGAGCCUCCGACCAAAUACCAAAUCUCUAAGCCCACCGUGUGCUCGGUGCACCCGGGGGAACUGCUGAAGCUCAGUUGCCUUCUGGCCGGGGAGGCUGGGGCCAUCACCUGGACUAAGGAUGGUUCCUCUCUGGGGGCCAACAACCGCACCCUGAUAGAGCAGGAGGUUCUGCAGAUCCGCGACGCCACUCCCAAGGACUCGGGGCUGUACGCUUGCAGCACUGUGGGUCCUCAGGGCAGCGACACGCUCUGCUUUAUAGUGAAUGUCACAGGUGAGUCAGGGUGCCAUGAAGGAGGCAGGACAGAGAGUAACCAGAUAGUCAGCCGGCCAGCCUGUCUGGGCAGGACAUGGGCCGACACAGGCAGAGUUGGCAAUGGUGUAGGUUUAAUAGUAUGCUUUUAUAUGGCUCUGGUAUACACAUAUGCCGUGUUGUGGAGAGUACAGUCAGUGUAGGCAGAGUGGAUAGUCGCUGGACUGCAAUGUGGCUUCAGCUACUUUACCUGUGAGGGUCCGAGUUGCACCUACAUCCCUGUUCUUGAGAGGUGGUGCUGCCUUUGUAAUGGUGUAGUUGGGAUAUGGCCAUGGAAGGGCUGUGGACUGGGUGUUUUGUUUUUAUGGCUCAUUUAGUUAAUUUAUAGUUAUUGAGCUUUUCUUACAUAGGUUAGUGACUCAUGUAAACGUCAAUAUUACAUCACCUGAUCCUCAACACAUCAGUGCACGUAUGAGCAUGUGCUGCAGUGAGCGUGUGUGUGUUGUAGUGGUGUGCGUGAAAGUGCGUGUGUGUGCCUAGCAGUGUGAGUGUAUGUGUAUGGCUGCAGCUGUCCUGAGAGGUGGCAGAGAUGGCAGUAAGUAACAGUGGUCAUCUCUACAGAUGCCAUCUCGUCUGGGGACGAUGAGGACGACACAGAGCGAUCGGAGGACGUGGGGGCGGACGGAGAGCAGAUAAGUGAGUAUGGGGAUAGUAUUGUGGGGACAGUGUGGGCAGCAGAGGCCAUGACUAUUGUCUUCUGUAGUGGGGGCCUGUGGGCAAUAUGUGAACUCAGCAAAAAGGUUGUAGUUUUUUUGGUUGUUUUUACCCUCAUUGUUAAAUGAUAACACUGAUGUAGAACUGAGGGCAAUUGAUUGGACUAUCGGCCAUGAGGUCAAAUGUCAUCAUGACCAAAGCUCUUGACUUUUAUGGCUACCUCAUCUCUGUACCGCACACAUACAAUUAUCUGUAAGAUCCCUCAGUCAAGCAGUGAAUUUCAAACACAGAUUCAACCACAAAGACUAUGGAGGUUUUCCAAUACCUCACAAAGGGCACCUAUUGGUAGAUUGGUAAAAAUAAAAGACUCACACUUUGGAUGGUGUAUCAAUAUACUCAGACACCAGUAGAGGAUGCUGAGGGGAGGAUGGUUUAUACUGAUGGCUGGAAAGGUGCCAAUGGAAUGGCAUCAAACCAUGUGUUUUAUGUAUUUGAUACCAUUCCACUAAUUCUGCUCCAGUCAUUACCACUAGCCCGUCCUCCCCAAUUAAGGUACCACCAACCUCCCGUGUCAGACACUACAAAGAUAAAGGCGCCCUUCCUAACUCAUUUGCCGGAGAGGAAGGAAACCACUCAGGGAUUUCACCAUGAGGCCAAUGGUGACUUUAAAAUAGUUUAAUGGCUGUGAUAGGAGAAAACUGAGGAUGGAUCAACAACAUUGUAGUUACUCCACAAUACUAACCUAAUUGACAGAGUAAAAAGAAGGAAGUCUGUACAGAAUAACAAUAUUCCAAAACAUGCAUCCUGUUUGCAACAAGGCACUAAAGUAAUGCAAAAGCAAUUAACUUUUUAAUGAAUACAAAGUGCUAUGUAUAGAGCAAAUCCAAUACAACUCAUUACUGAGUACCACUCUCCAUAUUUUCAAGCAUAGUGGUGGCUGCAUUAUGUUAUGGGUAUGCUUGUAAUCGUUAAGGACAGGGUCGUUUUUCAGGAUAAAAAAUAAACGGAAUGGAGCUAAGCACAGGCAAAAUCCUAGAGGAAAACCUGGUUCAGUCAUCUUUCCACCAGACACUGGGAGAUUAAUUCACCUUUCAGCAGGAUAAUAACCUAAAACACAAGGCCAAAUAUACACUGGAGUUGCUUACCAAGAAGACAGAGAAUAUUCCUGAGUGGCUGAGUUACAGUUUUGACUUAAAUACUACUUGAAAUGCAAUGGCAAGACCUGAAAAUGGUUGUCUAGCAAUGAUCAACAACCAAUUUGACAGAGCUUGAAAAAGUUUGAAGAAUAAUGGGCAAAUUUUGCGCAAUCCAGGUGUGGAAUUCUCUUAGAGACUUACCCAGAAAUACUCACAGCUGUAAUCGCUGCCUAAGGUGCUUCUAUAAAGUAUUGACUCAGGGGUGUGAAUACUUAUGUAAAUUAAAUGUUAAUAUGUUUCAUUUUCAAUAAAUAGCAAACAUUUCUAAAAACAUGUUUUCACUUGGUAUUGUGUGUAGAUGGGUGAAAAAAACUCAACGUAAUCCAUUCCACAAACUGUUGAAUAAGUCAAGGGGUAUGAAUGCUUUCUGAAGGUCUGCUAAAUGGCAUAUUAAGGCACUGUACCUACAGGUUAUGGAAAAUUUGCUCUUUUAGUAUUUCUCCAGUAGGUUUCCUGAAGGAAACCUCUUCUAUUUUAAAGAUAAUAAAACAAAGACAGUAUACAUUAAUGUCCGCAAAAACACUACACUAAAUACUACAGUGUACUACACUCCGCAAAAGCACUACAGUAAAUACUACAGUAUAGUACAGUCCGCAAAAACACCAGUAAGUACUACAGUAUACUACAAUCUACAAAAACACUACCUGAAUUACUAUAGUAUAUACUAGAGUUUUCUUUUACUACAGUAUUUAUGUUAUAGUUAACUGUAAAUACUACAGUCUGCAAAAACGCUACAAUGAAUACUACAGUAAAGUCAGCAAAACACUACAGUGAAUACUAUAGUAUUUAUAACACAGUAUACUAUAGUAUGCUUUUAUGUGGGGAGCACCUGGGGUAGCCAGGCCGGCCGUAUCUCUACCAGACCUUCUAGGCGCUCUAGGGAAGAAGAAUUCCUAACAUUCCUUCUGUAGCCGGAGUUUCUCAGGUUGUCAGGCCCCAAGGAGCCAGUCAGCUGGACUAAUCUAUUAUGGAAGCUCCCAUCUGGACUAGGUUAGGGACCUGGUGGGGGAUGGGCUUUGUGUAAGUGUGUGUGUGAGUAUGUGUGUGAGUGUGUACAGUGCAUUCGGAAAAGUAUUCAGACCCCUUCAGUUUUUCCACAUUUUGUUACGUUAGUCUUAUUCUAAAAUUGAUUAAAUAAAAUAAAAAUCUCAUCAAUCUACACACAAUACCCUAUAAUGACAAAGCGAAAACAGGAUUUUUAUACAUUUUUGCAAAUGUAUUGUGUGUAGUAUUCAGACCCUUUGCUAUGAGGCUCGAUAUUGAGCUCAGGUGCAUCCUGUUUCCAUUGAUCAUCCUUGAGAUGUUUCUACAACUUGAUUGGAGUCCACCUGUGGUAAAUUCAAUUGAUUGGACAUGAUUUGGAAAGGCACACACCUGUCUAUAUAAGGUCCCACAGUUGACAGUGCAUGUCAGAGCAAAAACCAAGCCGUGAGGUCGAAGGAAUUGUCCGUAGCGCUCCGAGACAGGAUUGUGUCGAGGCACAGAUCUGGAGAAGGGUACCAAAAAAUGUCUGCAAGAUUGAAGGUCCCCAAGAACUCAGUGGCCUCCAUCAUUCUUAAAUGGAAGAAGUUUGGAACCACCAAAACUCUUCCUAGAGCUGGCCGCUGGGCCAAACUGAGCAAUCGGGGGAGAAGGGCCUUGGUCAGGGAGGUGACCAAGAACCCAAUGGUCAAUCUGACAGAGCUCUAGAGUUCCUCUGUGGAGAUGGGAGAACAAUCUCUGCGGCACUCCACCAAUCAGGCCUUUAUGGUAGAGUUGCCAGAUGGAAGCCACUCCUCAGUAAAAGGCACAUGACAGCCUGCUUGGAGUUUGACAAAAGGCACCUAAAGGACUCUCAGACCAAGGGAAACAAGAUUCUCUGGUCUGAUGAAACCAAGAUUGAACUCUUUGGCCUGAAUGCCAAGCGUCACGUCUGGAGGAAACCAGGCACCAUCCCUACAGUGAAGCAUGGUGGUGGCAGCAUAAUGCUGAGGGGAUGUUUUUCAGUGGCAGGGACUGGGAGACUAGUUAGGAUUGAGGGAAAGAUGAACGGAGCAAAGUACAGAGAGAUCCAUGAUGAAAACCUGCUCCAGAGCGCUCAGGACUUCAGACUGGGGUGAAGGUUCACCUUCCAACAGGACAAUGACCCUAAGCACAUUUCUAAAAACCUGUUUUUGCUUUGUCAUUAUGGGGUAUUGUGUGUAGAUUAAUGAGGGGGGAAAAAACAAUUUAAUUCAUUUUAGAAUAAGGCUGUAACAUAACAAAAUGUGGAAAAGGUGAAGGGGUCUGAAUACUUUCAGAGUACAAUGUAUGUAUGUGUGUGUGUGUGUGUGUGUGUGUGUGUGUGUGUGUGUGUGUGUGUGUGUGUGUGUGUGUGUGUCACAGGGCUGAAGUGAAGAUGAGGCCUUCCACAUCUUGUUAAAUUUUUCCAUAGGCACCCUGCCUCACUGUGGGCUCAACUCCCCCCCUUUGGGCAGACUGUAAUUACCUGAAAUCCAUUAAAUACGGCGGAUAGGAACUCUGCAAGGAGAGGGAAAUGGAGAGGGAAAACAAUAAAUUAUGGUGGUAAUAAGCUGUUUGAAAACAAAGUAACAGCUGUUCUGGCAGCUCGGUUACAUUUUCUCCUGGUGUCUUUUCUAUGAAUUCAAAACCCGGAAUAUAAAAAAAGAGUGGGGGAAGAGAAAAGGGGAAAAAAAGGGAAGGUUCAGACCUUUUAACUACAGCGUUCUGGUUUGGAUCAGCACCAGCACUUCUCUGUGUACACUGUGGAGCUCUGUCCCCCUGGCCCACUUCUGGAGGGGGGAUGUGGAGGUAUGGAGGGGGAAAGGAAGGAGCUGGGUUUCAGUUUCUGCCUCAGCUCCUACUCUGAACACUUUGAUUCCACUUUCUAAAAAAGAGAUAGAACAACAACACAAUCACAACCCGGCCCCCCCAAAAAACACAGGGAGAAAGUUACGAGCUACCCACUGCCCAGCAUCAGGAGGUUGACUGUGAUUGGAGGAGACAAGCAAGGCCCUGCGGAAGGAUCAUGGUAAAAGGUUUGUUUUUCGGGGGAAGGUCAGAGUGGCUGUGGGGUUCCAGUCUACUUGGUUCUGUUGUUCUAACUCAUUCUCUGGCCUGUUAAAGAGAUCAACCUUAAUUGCUCCCGUUUGUCUUCGUUUGACACAUCUGUAGGGUACCUAGACCUUACAGUUGGUGUAGAAUUUGUGGAUUUGAUGCCACAAUUUACAAGCUUAUAAAUGUCUUAGAAUUUGCUGCUUUGUUAUGAUUGUUCUACGUAUAUAUGUAGCUCUAGUACUGUACUUUUAAAUGAAAGUGUACAGUAUUGGGCAAAUUUGUGGAUUUGAUGCCCUCAAGUUACAACUUUAAGCAAGUAGUACUAUAAUUUGCCACUUAUGUUUGUGCCUCACUUCUCAUAUUGAACAUACAGUACAUUCUUGUUCUGGAGUUACCUGAGCUAACCCCAGACUGCCACAGAGUAAACAGUGAGAGGAGCUGUCCGGAUCCAUAGGGCUUAAGGGUCAUAGUUCACCUGAGAGAGACGAGCUCCCAACGGGGGCAUACGCCACCUUAAUCUGUCUGACUGUUUGUACGGCGAAGUGUUGAAAAAGAGAAGAAGAUGGAGAGAGGAAGAGAGGUGAAGAUGAUGAGAGUGAAGGAAGACUGGCUGUACAGAAAAUAAAUGUUGAAAGAGAGAAUAUGGGGAGGAAUAGAAGGAGGAGGUAGAGGAAGAGAGGUAGAGAUCAUGAGAGUGAAGGAAAGCGGCUUAAGAGAGCCUAACUAGCCUAAUUAUAGUGCGUUAGUUCAUCCCAGAAGGAAGAGCAUGGUUUACUCCUCCUAUAUCAAAGUAUGUGUGUAAUGUUCAGUUUGCAUGCCAGAGACAAUGAUGGGAGGUGAUUGACUCCAAUAGUGUUCUGAUUGCACUCUGGUGGACGGGAAAGGGAGAGAGGAGUGGGAAGAGAGAGCGAGGGGUGGAAAGGGAAGCCCAAGAACAAGAAGGAUAAACUCCUGUCCAUUCCCUCAGUGGUCAAACUGAUUGAAUCAAGGACAGUAGUGUCUCAAAGCCAGAGUAACCCUGGAGUGUUCCCCAUGUUCCCCCUGCUCCUGUCCUAGAGAUAUAGGAAGUGAUGGUGGGGAGGACGUUGGUUGUCUUGUUGUUUUUUGCUCCACGUUUCUCUUCCUCACUGAGUCCAUCUGCUUAUGCAAUCACUCUCCCAGGUGCAGAGAGAGAGAGAGAGAAACUGUGUGUGUGUUUGAGAGAGGGAGAGGGAGAUAAAGAGAAGAGAAGAGGGCUGCAGGGAACUACAGCUGACUGAGAGACAGGGAGGGGAAGUGGGGGAAAGAAAGGGAGGGAGGGGUGGAGAGAGCUGCAGUUACAGAAGAGGGGUGUUCCUAACUUCCUAUAUGUGACCGACUGGCUGAAAUCAGUCUUAUGUAGCAACAUUUGAAAUUGUGUUUUUUACAUUGGAUAAAAGUAGAGACUCAGAGCUAGAAAAUGGUAUAUCAUACACUACAGUUGAGGAACAAUGGGAUAGUAAUUCUGCUUUGAAAGUUGAUCAAAUGGCCCUUGAAUGUUUUGGUACACAUACUGGAGAGCUCUUCUUUGUCUACACCCAUUCAGCAUCCUUCACACCCUCUUAAGCUUUAGUCCCACCCAUCUCUUUAACAUUUAAAUUUUUGUCAUUUAGCAGACACUCUUAUUCAGAGCGACUUACAGUUAGUGAGUGCAUACAUUAUUUUUAUUAAAUUUUUCAUACUGGCCUCCCGUGGGAAUCGAACCCACAACCCUGGCGUUGCAAACGCCAUGCUCUACCAACUGAGCUACGUCCCUGCCGGCCAUUCCCUCCCCUACCAUGGAGGACGCUGGGCCAAUUGUGCGCCGGCCCAUGGGUCUCCCGGUCGCGGCCGGCUAUGACAGAGCCUGGAUUAAGGAUUCACAUGUGAGGCCAUGUACUAAACAACCAAAGAUUUGAAGACUAAAGGCUGGUUUAUACUACGGGUGUGUUCGUAAAUUUAAUCUGGAGUGCCAGAGUGUUUUCUGGGCGUUCGUAAACUCAGGGCGUUGUCAGAUUGUCCAUUCGUAAAUUCAGAGCGUUUCGCUCUCUGAGUAUUCAGAGCACACACUGGACGCUCUGGCUGAGGAAUAGGGUUGAUUUGAGUGUUCUGCCCUAACAACAGCAGUCAAGCACCCAAGCACCCAAGCUAACUGGCUAACUUUGGCUAGCUUGCUAGCUACUUCCUGAAACAAAUGAGAGAACAGCUGUUUGGAGUUUUAGGCUGGGUUUCUGUAUAUAGCACUUUGUGACAUCUGCUGAUAUAAAAACAGCCUAACCAGCUCUGCUAGGGCGAGUUAAAUGGUCAGAUUCAAUCAAUCAAUCAAUCAAUCAAAUGUAUUUAUAAAGCCUUUUUUACGUUAUCCAGAGCAUUGGUGACUGCAAAUGUGCUGCUGGCAACAAUUUAAUAAUGCUUUUUUGCCAACGUUUACUGACACCAGCCAUAUUCAAUGGGUGUUGAGCAUUUGUAAAUUUGUCAGUUAUUCUGUGCUCUGGCACACUCAGACGAGAGUGCUCUGAAAUCAGAGUAGAUAGCCAGAGCGAAUUUUCCAGCUACACUACCGGUCAAAAGUUUUAGAACACCUACUCAUUCCAGGGUUUUUCUUUAUUUUUACUAUUUUCUACAUUGUACAAUAAUAGUGAAGACAUCAAAACUAUGAAAUAACACAUAUGGGAUCAUGUAGUAACCAAAAAAGUGUUAAAGAAAUCAAAAUAUAUUUUAUAUUUGAGAUUCUUCAAAUAGCCACUCUUUGCCUUGAUGACAGCAUUGCACACUCUUGGCAAACAAACAAGAAAUAAGACAAAAAAACUGAAAACUUGAGCGUGCAUAACUAUUCACCCCCCCCCAAAGUCAAUACUUUGUAGAGCCACCUUUUGCAGCAAUUACAGGGUAUGUCUCUAUAAGCUUGGCACAUCUAGCCACUGGGAUUUUUGCCCAUUCUUCAAGGCAAAACUGAUCCAGCUCCUUCAAGUUGGAUGGGUUUCGCUGGUGUACAGAAAUCUUUAAGUCAGACCACAGAUUCUCAAUUGAAUUGAGGUCUGGGCUUUGACUAGGCCAUUCCAAGACAUUUAAAUGUUUCCCCUUAAACCACUCGAGUGUUGCUUUAGCAGUUUGCUUAGGGUCAUUGUCCUGCUGGAAGGUGAACAUCUGUCCCAGUCUCAAAUCUCUGGAAGAAAUGUCCUUGUAUUUAGCGCCAUCCAUCAUUCCUUCAAUUCUGACCAGUUUCCCAGUCCCUGCCGAUUAAAAACAUGGUGUUCUCGGGGUGAUGAGAGGUGUUGGGUUAGCGCCAGACAUAGCGUUUUCCUUGAUGCCCAAAAAGCUCAAUUUUAGUCUCUUCUGACCAGAGUACCUUCUUCAAACGUGUUUGCUUAUUUUUUUUCUUUAAGCAAUGCCUUUUUUUCUGGCUACUCUUCCGUAAAGCCCAGCUCUGUGGAGUGUACGGCUUAAAGUGGUCCUAUGGACAGAUAUUCCAAUCUCCACUGUGGAGCUUUGCAGCUCCUUCAGGGUUAUCUUUGGUCUCUUUGUUGCUUCUCUGAUUAAUGCCCUCCUUGCCUGGUCCGUGAGUUUUGCUGGGCGGCCUUCUCUUGGCAGGUUUGUUGUGGUGCCAAAUUCUUUCUAUCUUUUAAUAAUGUAUUUUGUGGUGCUCCGUAGGAUGUUCAAAGUGUCAGAUAUUUUUUUAGAACCCAACCCUGAUCUCUACUUCUCCACAACUUUGUCCCAGAGCUGUUUGGAGAGCUCCUUGGUCUUCAUGGUGCAGCUUGCUUGGUGGUGCCCCUUGUUUAGUGGUGUUGCAGACUCUGGGGCCUUUCAGGACAGGUGUAUAUAUACUGAGAUCAUGUGAGCGAUCAUGUGACACUUAGCUUGCAUACAAGUGGACUUUAUUUAACUAAUUAUGUGACUUCUGAAGGUAAUUGGUGUCACCAGAUCUUAUUUAGGGGCUUCAUAGCAAAGGGAGUGAAUACAUAUGAAGGAGUACAUAUGCACGCACCACUUUUUAUUUAUUUUUUUGACUUUUUUUAAACAAGUUAUUUUUUUCAUUUCACUUCACCAAUUUGGACUAGUUUGUGUAUGUCCAUUACAUGAAAUCCAAAUAAAAAUAAAUUUAAAUAUAUAUGCUAAGACAAGGCUACAGUGAGGGAAAAAAGGAUUUGAUCCCCUGCUGAUUUUGUACAUUUGCCCACUGACAAAGACAUGAUCAGUCUAUAAUUUUAAUGGUAGGUUUAUUUGAACAGUGAGAGACAGAAUAACAACAAAAAAAUCCAGAAAAACGCAUGUCAAAAAUGUUAUAAAUUGAUUUGCAUUUUAAUGAGGGAAAUAAGUAUUUGACCCCUCUGAAAAACAUGAUUUAGUACUUGGUGGCAAAACCCUUGUUGGCAAUCACAGAGGUCAGACGUUUCUUGUAGUUGGCCACCAGGUUUGCACACAUCUCAGGAGGGAUUUUGUCCCACUCCUCUUUGCAGAUCUUCUCCAAGUCCUUAAGGUUUCGAGGCUGACGUUUGGCAACUCGAACCUUCAGCUCCCUCCACAGAUUUUCUAUGGGAUUAAGGUCCGGAGACUGGCUAGGCCACUCCAGGACCUUAAUGUGCUCUUCUUGAGCCACUAAUUUGGCUGGAAUACCCAUCCACGACCCAUGUUCAAUGCCCUGGCUGAGGGAAGGAGGUUCUCACCCAAGAUUUGACGGACAUGGCCCCGUCCAUCGUCCCUUUGAUGUGGUGAAGUUGUCCUGUCCCCUUAGCAGAAAAACACCCCCAAAACAUAAUGUUUCCACCUCCAUGUUUGACGGUGGGGAUGGUGUUCUUGGGGUCAUAGGCAGCAUUCCUCCUCCUCCAAACACGGCGAGUUGAGUUGAUGCCAAAGAGCUCGAUUUUGGUAUCAUCUGACCACAACACUUUCACCCAGUUCUCCUCUGAAUCAUUCAGAUGUUCAUUGGCAAACUUCAGACGGGCCUGUAUAUGUGCUUUCUUGAGCAGGGGGACCUUGGGGCACUGCAGGAUUUCAGUCCUUCAACGCGUAGUGUGUUACCAAUUGUUUUCUUGGUGACUAUGAUCCCAGCUGCCUUGAGAUCAUUGACAAGAUCCUCCCGUGUAGUUCUGGGCUGAUUCCUCACCGUUCUCAUGAUCAUUGCAACUCCACGAGGUGAGAUCUUGCAUGGAGCCCCAGGCUGAGGGAGAUUGACAAGUAUUUUGUGUUUCUUCCAUUUGCGAAUAAUCGCACCAACUGUUGUCACCUUCUCACCAAGCUGCUUGGCGAUGGUCUUGUAGCCUAUUCCAGCCUUGUGUAGGUCUACAAUCUUGUCCCUGACAUCCUUGGAGAGCUCUUUGGUCUUGGCCAUGGUGGAGAGUUUGGAAUCUGAUUGAUUGAUUGCUUCUGUGGACAGGUGUCUUUUAUGCAGGUAACAAGCUGAGAUUAGGAGCACUCCCUUUAAGAGUGUGCUCCUAAUCUCAGCUCGUUACCUGUAUAAAAGACACCUGGGAGCCAGAAAUCUUACUGAUUGAGAGGGGGUCAAAUACUUAUUUCCCUCAUUAAAAUGCAAAUCAAUUUAUAACAUUUUUGACAUGCGUUUUUCUGGAUUUUUUUGUUGUUAUUCUGUCUCUCACUGUUCAAAUAAACCUACCAUUAAAAUUAUAGACUGAUCAUUUCUUUGUCAGUGGGCAAACGUACAAAAUCAGCAGGGGAUCAAAUACUUUUUCCCCUCACUGUAUGUAUGUUUGUGCAUAUGGAAGUCAGUGAUUUAUGUUUACUAUAGGUUAAUGAGGCAAUGCAAAUGUGAUGUGACUAAAAUGUGACUAAAAUGAAAGGGAAUUUAGUUUACUAAAUUGACUAAGACUCGACUAAAUCUAAAAAAGAGAGCCAAAAGUAACACUGCCUCAGGGUCAACUUGAGGGUUAAACUAAUGCAUUCUGGGAAAUUUAACCAAAUGUAAGUGAUUAAUUAAAUAUAAUAUCUUAGAAUAUUCACAUACAGGUUUUGUUUUCCUUGAACAUUCAUUUUAAGAGUUUGUCCUAAAAAUCUAUUGUUUCAACAAUAUUUUAUAUGCAUGUACAGUGCAUUCGGAAAGUAUUCAGAACCCUUGACUUUUCUACAUUUUGCUACGUUACAGCCUUAUUCUAAUAUUGAUUUUAAAAAAUGUUUCCCUCAUCAAUCUACACACAAUACCCCAUAAUCAUUUACAUUACAUUUUAGUCAUUUAGCAGACGCUCUUAUCCAGAGCGACUUACAGGAGCAAUUAGGGUUAAGUGCCUUGCUCAAGGGCACAUUUACAUCAUUUAGCAGACGCUCUUAUCCAGAGCGACUUACAAAUUGGUGCAUUCACCCUAUAGCCAGUGGGAUAACCACUUAUGACAAAGCAUUAGAAUUUUGUGCAAAUUUAUUUAAAAAAAAAUCCUCAAAUAAUACAUUUACAUAAGUAUUCAGACCCUUUACUCAGUACUUUGUUGAAACGCCUUUGGCAGCGAUUACAGCCUUGAGUCUUCUUGGGUAAGACGCUACAAGCUUUGCACACCUGUAUUUGGGGAGUUUCUCCCAUUCUUCUCUGCAGAUUGUCUCAAGCUCUGUCAGGUCGGAUGGGGAGCGUAGUUGCACAGCUAUUUUCAGGUCUAUCCAGAGAUGUUAGAUCGGGUUCAAGUCCGGGCUCUGGCUGGGCCACUCAAGGACAUUCAGAGACUUGUCCCGAAGCCACUCCUGCGUUGUCUUGGCUGAGUGCUUAGGAUCGCUGUCCUGUUGGAAGAUGAACCUUUAACCCAGUCUGAGGUCCUGAACACUCUGGAGCAAGUUUUCAUCAAGGAUCUCUCUGUACUUUGCUCCGUUCAUCUUUCACUCGAUCCUGACUAGUCUCCCAGUCCCUGCCACUGAAAAACAUUCCCACAGGAUGAUACUGCCACCACCAUGCUUCACCGUAGGGACGGUGCCAGGUUUCCUCUAGAUGUAACUCUUGACAUUCAGGCUAAAGAGUUCAAUCUUGGUUUCAUCAGACCAGAGAAUCUUGUUUCUCAUGGUGUGAGAGUCUUUAGGUGCCUUUUGGCAAACUCCAAGCGGGCUUUUACUGAGGAGUGGCUUCCGUCUGGCCACUCUACCAUAAAGGCCUGAUUGGUUGAGUGCUGCAGAGAUGAUUGUCCUUCUGGAAGGUUCUCCCAUAUCCACAGAGGAACUCUGUAGCUCUGUCAGAGUGACCAUGGGUGCUUGGUCAUCACCCUGACUAAGGCUCUUCUCCCCGAUUGCUCAGUUUGGCCGGGUGGCCAGCUCUAGGAAGAGUCUUGGUGAUUCCAAACUUCUUCCAUUUACGAAUGAUGGAGGCCACUGUGUUCUUGGGGACCUUCAAUGCUGCAGACAUUUUUUGGUACCCUUCCCCAGAUCUGUGCCUCGACACAAUCCUGUCUUGGAGCUCUACGGACAAUUCCUUCGACUUCAUGGCUUGGUUUUUGCUCUGACAUGCACUGUCAACUGUGGGACCUUAUAUAGACAGUUGUGUGCUUUUCCAAUAUUUCAGUAUUUUAUUUUUAAUACAUUUGCAAAAAAAUUAUAAAAACCUGUUUUUGCUUUGUCAUUAUGAGGUACUGUGUGUAGAUUGAUGAGGAAAUAAAACUAUUUAAUCCAUUUUGGAUAAGGCUGUAACGUAACAAAAUGUGGAAAAAGUGAAUGGGUCUGAAUACUUUCCGAAUGCACUGUAUUUACAAAACAAUAUAUAGGGGAUUGGAAAUGAUGCAGACAAUUACAUUGAUGGAGCCACAAUACAUUUACAUUACUGCAAUAUUAUAGCUGAUCCUGUAACGCACUAAAGAGACCAGAUUUGUUUGUUUUAAGUGUUUGUCCAGUGUGAAUUGUAGGCACGUCCCUAUUCCCUAUUUAGUGCACUUUAUAGGGAAUAGGGUUCCAUUUGGGCCGUAGCCUGUGAAUCAAUGGCUGAGUUGUAUUAUCCAGACAGCCCUGUGUUGUGAAGGGUGCCAGGGGAGUGUGAAUAACAGUUAAGGGCUUGCCCCCUCGGUCACACCUUCUUGUCCCCCCUCCACUAGCCGGGGCCCCACUCUUUCUCACUACCUCACUACUAGUCUAAUGCUAAUGCUAGCUGUAGUAGUGCAUGUUGUUCAGGCUUUGGACUGAAAACUUUACUCAAGGGAGCUCUGCUGCUUCGCCAUAUUUCUCAUACAGUUUUUCUGUUGAGAGUAGAGAUAAAAUGAGCAGAGUAACUCUCACAAAUAUCAGUAAAGCUUUAUUUUACAAUCCGGUUUAAGCUGAUAUUUACAUGGUAAUAACUAAUUCACUAUGUGGUAACAAUGGAUCCUUUUUGGUACUUACCAAAUAUAAUAUGUUACAUGUUCAUGUAUUGCUAUAAUUCUGUUAUUGGGUUUAGAAUGGACAGAAUCUGACCUGAUUGGUUGUAUCUUUUCUUUAGGGGCGCCCUAUUGGACGAUGUUGGAGAAGAUGGAGAAGAGGCUGCACGCGGUGCCUGCUGCCAACACAGUCAAGUUCCGCUGUGCUGCCGGGGGCAACCCACGUCCUAAGAUGCGCUGGCUGAAGAACAGCCGACCAUUCCGACAGGAGGACCGCAUGGGCGGGUAUAAGGUACGCGAGAACCCUGCGCUGCAGCAUGCAAGGAUUUUCUCACGACUAGUGCCUUGGAAUGAGUCUAUGAAGUUAAAUGUUUCAUUUGAGUUUACAUUUGUGACUGUUGUUUAGAAAGGAUUUACUCUUCCAAUGCUAUUUUUGGCGGCUUGAUCUUGAUGCAGACUGUUGCCCUUCCAUUUUGGCUCUUAAAAUCCGCUAAUCACAUUUGUCUGUCACCCACCCCCUCUACGCCAUCACUGGAGACAGAGGAGAGGAGAGGAGGGCAGGGUUGCUGGUUUGAAAUUGGACUCAGACAUCCGUGUGUGUGCUCUCGAUGGGACAUUAUACUCACUCUCUCUCCCCCAGCUUUAAAUGUCUCUCAACUCCCCCAAUUAGAAAACCCAAACAUACAGUAAAACUUUAGGUCACAUAGACAGUAAGCAAGUAGAAAGUGACACAAAUUAAGAGAACAACAAGUGGUACAAUCAGGGUUCUUUCUACUGCGAAUGACGGGGAUGAGGGCCCUGUCGGGUGUCUGGAGCAAAUCCCUCUCGUCCGACUCAUUAAAGAAAAAUUCUUAGUCUAGUUCAAGGUGAGUAAUCGCUGUUCUGAUGUCCAGAAGCUCUUUUCGGUUAUAAGAGACAGUAGCAGCAACAUUAUGUACAAAAUAAGUUACAAACAAUGCGAAAAAACACACAAAAUAGCACGGUUGGUUAAGAGUCCAUAAACUGCAUCCAUCCCCUCCUGCGCCAGGAAAUAAGCUUUAGACCUGCAAAAUGUUCUCUCUGCCAACAAGAGAGGUGUGAACAGUUUGUGUCAUGGACAGUGCUUGUGCCCAUAGAAAUAGAUGUGGCGCGCGCAUGUUCACGAGUGAAAAUGAUGGGAGGGGGGCCCGAGUAAAACAUUUUGGAACCACUGUUCCAAGGAGUAGAAGGGUAAGCGGUAGCUUUAGAAACGCUCCACUCCACAGUCCCAGCAAAACAGUGAACUUCCUUGGGUAGGGGUAGCAGCUCACCUUGGACCAGUCUGUCACCACCUGUAAUAUUGUUUUUCACCAUGGUGCACUAGUGAGAACAGACCUGACCGUCGUCACUCACCGAGCCUCCUCACUCACUCUCUCAAUCUUAUAUAGUACUCUACAAUUGUCCAUUUUGGUCUGCGGCCUUCCAUCCAUCUACAGUAUGCAUUGUUUUCCCUCUCAGGUGCGUCACCAGCACUGGACCCUGAUCAUGGAGAGUGUGGUGCCGUCAGACAAGGGCAACUACACUUGCCUGGUGGAGAACUCAUAUGGCGCCAUCAACCACACCUACACCCUGGAUGUAGUGGGUGAGUACUGCACUGGGCCUGCCUGGGAUGGAGGGAGGGAUGAGGGGAUGGAGGGAUUGGGUGUUAAUUAUAAUAUCUGCAAGACACCCGUGGGGAGUUGGGGUCAGAGUCAGGGUCAGCUAUUUACCAGUGUCCCUGGAGCAUUUGGGGUACACUGACAAAUUGGUCAUGCUGUUGGCUCCGGGAUUCAAACCUUUUGGUUACUGGCCUAAUGUGCUAACCUCGAGGCUACCUGCCACCCACACCUAAAUGUUAACAGUUUGGGCCAGCAUUAGGGGUUCUGAUGGAGGGGGUUGGGGGGUUAAUGCUGGCUGUUUGAUCCCCCAGGUGCAUGCUACUAUACUUUAUGCAGGUGCGGAGAAGGAAUGCUGCCUAGGUGUGCCAGGUCUGUUUCUAUGGGCAGUUUUGAUUCAUGUACUGUAUUUAGGCAGCGCCCUGGCCAUUGCUCCUUGGUCACAAUAGCCUGAUUCACACCAAACCAAGCCAAACUAUACUGGGCUUUCCUGGUUACGUAUCAACCACAUUUGCUGGAACUUUGCCGGAAAGGACAAUGUGAAAAGAAAAUAUCCAAGCCAGGACAGUACGGUUCGGGUUGGCCCUACAGUGUGAAUCAGGCAACUGUCAAGUGGACAUAAGGACCAGGGAUGUGACUGUCAGAGGAGCUGGAGAGGGACAGUGGGAGUGGCAUGCUGCUGAGCUUCUCUCUGGGAGCAAACAGAACCAAUGGCUUAGCAGUAUUACAAGGGGACACAGCAAGUUCAAACCCAACUCACUCAACCCCUUUGCGCUGACCUUUGGUGUGUGUCAUAGUCACCAUGCUAUCCAUGCAUUUAUGGAGAGACCUACACCUGACACAUACUAUACAUGCAAACAAGCGUAUAUUUCACAGAAACACUCAAGUCACGAACAUACUAGGGCAGGGCUGCCCAACCCUCUUCCUGGAGAUCCGGAGUAAGAAUAGAGGGGAGUUCCUUAGGGUUGGACUGAAAACCCACAGGACGGUAGAUCUCCAGGAAGAGGGUUGGGCAGCCCUGGUCUAGAGCCACAGUGUGGCUAUAAGUCAAAAGUAGCAGCGCUAAGCAGCCAUCACGACUACAUGAUGAACCCGGUCAGGUUCCACAGGACUUGACCAAAGCAUGCUCCCCUAGGUCCUAGCCAUGCGUGCCUUGUUUUAUCCUCUACCCAACACCUUUUAUUUAACAACGUUUUGUCUGUAAUACACUAAAAGAGGAUCUAAGAAUUCUCCGAAAAGUUUUGUGUUCAUUAGCUGUGGCACAACUAGAUGCAUUGUAGAUUUGUGUGUGUUUGUGUAUUUGAAUGUGUGAAGAUUUACUUAUUUUAAUUAUUAAUAGUAAUAAUAAUAAUCAUUAUUAUUAUUAUUUACUAACUGAUGUUUGACGGUUUUUAACCUUUUGCUGCAGUGGGCAAAAUCAGGGUCACACAGAGGGUUUCUUGAUAGUCUUAAACAAAUCUACUUUGAAACAAAAGUAUACACCUCACACACAUGCUUAUUGUCUUAAAAAAAGAAAACACCUGUACCAUGUCAGAUAUUGAGUUGAAUUUUAUUCCAUUUUGAGUUUGCAUCCCAAUAUUACACUUGAUAUACAUCACAGAACACUGAAAUAUAGCAAAACCGUUUGACAUAGAAACACGGUGGUUUAAAAAAAGUGAAUGUUUAUGAAUUAUGAAAUUAUGAAAAAUGCUAAUAACAUUCCACCCAUGAGGCCACUAGAGGGCGAUUUGGUCAUUUGACUGCAAGAAAGGGCUACUAAAUAUGAUCUGUGCUACGUUGACUAGCUGUAAACAAAUAUAUUGUAUUGGAUAGCUUGCUAGUUAUCAUGCUCCUGAGUUGUUUGCUAAAUGGCUAAAUGGCAUAUUAUUGUUUGUGUGUAAAGACAAGUGAGGGAGAAGUGGGCACAGAGAGGGAGUAAUGUGUUUGCAUCUGUUUGUGGUGUAGGGUACUUCAUUCUCUCCAUGUUAAUAUGUGUGUGUGUGUUUGUGUGUGUGAGAGACAGAGAGAGAGUGAUUGAGAGACAGAGAGAGGCAUGCAUGUGAGCGAGAUGGAUGGAAGGAGGAGGGGAGGGAGGGAGGGAGGGAGGGAGACAAUAAGCACGCUGAGCCAAAAGAAUUCAUAAGGAGGAGGGGAAAAGACAGAGAGAGAGACGAGGGAGGGGUGGGAAUCAUCUGAUCUGACGGAGAGAGAGAGAGUAGCACUUUGGCCUACUGACUGACAGACAGAGAGCGCAGAGGUGUAUUGGCAAACGUCUGACAUACAAACAAACAGACAGACUAACACAGACACACAGGGUUGUGCAGGGUAGUGAAGGGUAGGCAGUGGUAGGGUAGUGUGUGAAAGGGGGUAUUGUUCGGCAGGUCUUGCUCUGUUUGGAUUUGCAGGCCAAAUGUUUGCUUGCAAAAGAACGCAGAUCGUUUUUAGUGAGGGAAAAUGAAGGUGUUUCUCUGCGGAGCGUGGCUGUAUAAUGUAACCCUUACUAGGCCACAGUGUCAGCUAAUGUUUAGUUACUUCAUAUAGUUGCCAAAGUUUUGCAAUAAAAGGCAUUUUGAAAUAGCAUCGGCUCAGAAUGUGAUUGAAGUGAGUUUUUAGAUUAAACUCUUACUACAGGUGUGUUUAGUCCUUAUCAGUAGAGAUAACUCCUCUUUGUUUUGUGUGAAUAAUCUACGCAGUGUGGUGAUAAGAGAUAGGCAGUUUUCUUGUCGUGACUCUGCUUGUCUCCCGGUUGUGGAAUAUUCACCCGUGUCCACUGUUCCCCUAAACAUCCAGACCCCCUUCACAGCCUCAAAACUUCAAAAACACAAGCAUAAAGUAAAAACCGUUUUUUACCAUACUGUCCCAAGCCUGUGCAUCAGGCUUUUGGGUAGUAUUCUGUGCUCGUUGUCAGUUCCUUACACAUAAAGUGUCUGUGUCCUAAUGCUUAGUCUCAAGGUACCGAGUGGUGAUCUAGCUUAGUUGAUCAAUUGUCUGUCAUUGACAUUAGUAAUACAAACCUGUCUAUUGCCUUAGGGUGUACAGUGCAAGGUUGGGGUUUGGAAUGGCCAUGGUGAUGUCUCAAUGCACAAACUAACAUAACACCCCUUUUCUCUCUCCAUCUUAGAACGGUCCCCUCAUCCGCCCAUUCUCCAAGCAGGGCUGCCGGCCAACACCAGUGUGCAAGUGGGGGAGGACGCACGCUUCGUGUGUAAGGUGUACAGCGAUGCUCAGCCCCACAUCCAGUGGCUGCAGCACAUCCAGAAGAAUGGUAGUCGCACUGGCCCAGACGGACACCCCUACGUCCGCGUCCUAAAGGUACAUUCCAGCCCUCCCUGGCCCCUCAUUGGCUGUUCUGACCUGAGCGGUGAAAAUUGACACCUGAUUACCUAUCGUAGCUUUUCAUAUAUUUUUUUUCUUCAAAGUGUAGGCUAAUAAUGAUUUUGUUUUCAGGUGACCUUUUUGCCAUUUAAAAUUUUCCCCCUUUGCGAAGAAUAAUAAAUACUACUGGAAUACUCAAGCUGUGCUCCUGUCUGUGUGGCGGCUCCUUGACUCUCCUCUCCCUGCAUUUAGGUUGCAGAUGUGACAGUUAACAGGCUUUCCUGUGUUUUGUCCCCUUGCUGCCGUGUGUGUGCGUGCACGUGCGUGUUUUUGUAUGUGUGUGUGGCUCACACACUCCAGCGCUCAGGCAUCAAUAGCUCGGACGUGGAGGUGCUCACGCUCACCAACGUGACCGAAGAGGAUGCCGGAGAGUAUACCUGUAAAGUCUCCAAUUAUAUAGGUGCGGUCAACCAGUCGGGCUGGCUGACCGUCAUCCCAGGUAACCACUGACACCUGACCUCUGUUGACCCCCUCCCGUAUGGUCUCUUUGGGACUGUUACUGACCCGGUUCGGUGUGGUUUGGUGGUGUGCUGGUCUUGGUUCCUACUGGGUUGUGGACUGACUGACCCUCUCUCAGUGUUCUACUGUUUUACUCCCAGCUACUCUACUGUACUGUGUCUGACUGUACAGCCAUGGAAAUGCCCACUGGACCUGCACACCCAUGAAAAACCGCAGAUCAUAACGGAAGAUCUCGAAAGCAUCUUCGAGGGAAGAGAGAGAUAGAGAGAGAGAAAGCUCCUCUCUCUCUUUUCUCCUUUUCCCUCUUCUCUCUCCUCUCUCUCGCUCUCUUCUCUCUCUCUCUCUCUCUCUCUCUCUCCUCUCUCUCUCUCUCUCUCUCUCUCUCUCUCUCUCGAAAGGUGUGAUGUGUCAGGGUACAGGCUAGUGUUGGGUGCUGCAGUGGGGUGAUCUCCUUAUCUUCUCCUUCUGUGGUUGUGUGUACUAUGCAUGCCCAGGCCUGGUGUGGACUUACUAUUGGGCUCUGGUGUUGUGGGUGAAGGGACUUUUUUGACAGUGUUUUUGUGUAUUGUGUUUCCUAUUUUUUCCUGUGGUACAAGGUGCUCUCUCCCCCCCCGGGAAGAUCCUUCCCUUCCCUGAAAGCUCCUCCCAUCUACUCUAUCUCUAUAUAUGGGACAACAGUUCUCCUCCCAGUGAUGGACGCCAUCCAGCUGCUCCUCUCUCUUGGUGUUGUGGAUUUAAUUAUUACCUCUGCUUCCUCUUGCUCUCUUCUUUCCUCCCCUCUAUUCUUACUCCGACUCCUUUCCCUUUAUCUUACUUUCUUCCAUUUCAACCCCCUCUAUCCUCAAAUAUCCAUCCUCCAUCUUCCCUCCUUUCCUCUUUUUCCUGCAUCCUCCCUCCCUUUGUCUUCCUCCUCUUCUUCUUCCACCCCUCCUGUCCCAUCCUCCAUCCCCCUUCCCUUGCUCUUCCUUUCCUCUUCUUCAUCGUCCUCCACCCCUCCUCCUCUCCCUCUCCCAGACCGCAGGUGUUAACACCACGGACAAGGAGAUUGAAGUCCUCUACCUCCCCAAUGUCACUUACGAGGAUGCUGGGGAGUAUACGUGCUUGGCGGGCAAUUCUAUUGGGAUCUCCUAUCACACUGCUUGGUUGACGGUGCUUCCAGGUAUAUACACUCAUAUACUGUGCUCCCUUUCCCCCCUUUCUCUGUCAAUGUUGUCCACUAACAGUUCAAUGUUCAGUCAAUAAAGUUAUUUCGAUAAUUUCUAUGGGAGGAAGAACGGAGAAGUGAAAAGUCCCUCUGGAGUGAAAGACAACCUAACCCUAACUCAACGAAAUAACAAAAUAUCAGAUUACUAUGAUGAAUUUACACAGUCAACAACUCAACGUCUAACUCAGUGUAAUAGACCCCUUUCUGUGUUUAACAUGGCCGCACAGAGGGUGAUGUGCGUAAGUUGGUGGCAGAACAAGGGGGAGUUCUUAUUUACAUGUUGCUUAUGAGUACAUUUCACACUACUUUUGGAUUAUAAUAGGAUUUUAUGGCUCGUGUGAAUGUCCUGGUUAAUAUAAUGUUUGUGUCAUCAUCACAAAUCAACUGUAUUAUACUCGUUGGCUAGCUUUUGCUACAGCCUAUAUCAAUGAGCAUUAGCAUUCUAGCUAACAACUGCUCUAUCCAAAUUAGUUAUUUGGCAAAGAUCACAACCAAAUAUAAUCUUAGCGACUGUUCAAGCAAGAAUCAAAACAUCAAUGUAAGCGAAUGAGAACCACAAAAAGUUAUUUUGUUUAGAAGUAAAUAAAACGUAAAUCUAGGCUAUGUUUAAUGGGCGCAGAUGGCGAUGGCUUUCUUACUGCUGCAAAGAGUCGCGCGCAUCUGUGCAGGGUCUAGAGCAGGAAUAUGUAUUCCAUAUAUUCUGUUAUCUUGAUUGGUGACGUGUUGAAAGCCUAAUAAAGGGGCAUUUGCUCAAGGCUUAUAACUCUAGAGCGGAAGUCGACUUCCCCGAAUGGCUCAAGUACAGUGCAUUCGGAAAGUAUUCAGACCCCUUGACUUUUUCCAGAUACUUUUUCUAACCUCUCUGGAUUACAACCAAAUUAUGAGAAGUAUACUAUAUUACAUAUUGGAUCACAGAAAAAUACCACUUUUACAUUACUGUGUAGUUUACCAAUAAUAUGGUCUGACGGUAAAGUGGACAUACUCUGUAUUCAUAUCCUAAACGAAAUAAAUGAUCUCACUACAAUACAUUUGAAUAGAAAGUUGGCAAAAAUAGAUAAGAUCUUGCUACAGUGGAAAGGAAAAUACCUGUCUAUUUGUGGGAAAAUCACCCUGAUUAACUCUUUAGUCAUAUCCCAAUUUACCUAAUUGCUUAUGGCCCUGCCUACACCUAGCGACUUGUUUUUAAAAUUAUAUGAGCAGAAAAUAUUCCAUUUUAUUUGGAACGGCAAGCUAGACAAAAUUAAACGGGCCUAUUUAUAUAAUGAAUAUGAAUUCGGAGGGCAGAAAUUAUUAAAUAUUAAAGCAUUAGACCUCUCACUAAAGGCUUCAGUCAUACAAAAGUAAUACUUAAAUCCAAACUAAUUCUCUAGAAGAUUAGUAAGAAUGUCUCACCCCAUGUUCAAUAAUGGCCUUUUCCCCUUUAUUCAGAUUACAACCUCUCACUUUUGGUUAUUUGAAAAUGAAAUAAUGUCCAAAAUAUUGCUAUUUUUAAAACAAGCCAUAGAAAGUUGCUUGCAAUUUCAGUUUAAUCCACCAGAAAAGACAGAACAAAUAUUAUGGUUAAACUCAAAUAUACUAAUUGAUAAAAAAUGAAUAUAAAUAGGACUGGUGGAGUUAUGCCACACAUGCAGCUAACAAAAAUAUACGGAAAUGUCUACUCUACUCAAAAUUACAACCAGAAAAUUGCAGCAUUACCGCAAAAAUGGAAGAGGCAAGUGGAAGUGGGAGAAAGUAAGGAAAUUGUCUGUCGGCCCUGCAUUAAAGACCAAAAUUGGCUAAAGAAUAUUGUGAUAAAUAAAACAGUAUACCAGUUUAAUUUAAGGACCAAAACAUUUACAGCUGUGCCAUAUAGAUUGCAAAAUAGUUGGGAAGAUAUUUUUGAUGUAAUGAUUCCAUGGCACAUGGUUUAUGAACUGAUACACAAAACAACUAUCUUCAAAAUUGUUCCAUUUAAAUUAUUUUACAAAAUUCUUGCAACCAAUAGAAUGUUAUAUGUAGGGGGGAUACAACCACCCCAGCUCCGCAGAUUUUGCUGUGAAGAGUCAGAAUCAUUUGAUAAUUUGUUUUGGUACUGUCCAUAUGUAGCUUGUUUUUGGUCUAGGGUUCAGGAAUGGCUGAAGAAUUGCAACAUUUACCUGGAGCUAACUCUGCAAAUAGGACUGCUGGGUGAUUUAAAAAGUCAUAAGCUGUGUUCAAAUAGUCAUACUAACGGCACUAACCGUACUAUUUGUGACGUAAAUUGAGUAUGUAAUAUGCUACCUAACGUUAGAUGGCUACUAAUACAUCGAACUUGCCAGUAUAUUAUCUAAAUGCUAUCUAACUAACUACCCAAUGUUUAUUGACUUGAUUAUUCACGUCAUUCUUUGCAAAGUGGUAUAGUCAUGUGUGCAGAAUAACUGAUGAAUUUACUAAAGCUCAACAUCCGUUGAAUAUGGCCGGUGUCAGUAAGCGUCUGCAAAAAAAGCAAAGUUAAAUUGUUGCCAGCAGCACAGUUACAGUCACCAACGGCCUAACCAGCUAUGCUAGGGCAAGUAAAAUGGUAAGAGUGAGGUGUUCUCUCAUUUGUGUCUGGAAGUAGCUAGCCAACGUUAGCCAGUUAGCUUGGGUGCUUGACUGCCGUUGUCAGGUCAGAACGCUCGGAUUAACUCUACUUCUUGGCCAGAGCGUCCAGUGCGCGCUCUGAACGCUCUGAGAGCGAAAUGCUCUGAAUAUACGAACAGACAAUCUGAGAACGCUCUGAAUUUACGAACGCCCAGAGGGCACUCUGAGCACACUUUGGCACUCCAGAUUGAAUUUACGAACACACCCGAAGUCUUAACAUGUCUAGCUAGUAAUCUGUUAUGCUAACAAGCUAGCAAGAGGUUGCAUAGCAACAGCAUCAACUUCCGGUAGACAGGCGUAGUGCUAGUACACUCAACUGAAAGGAUACCGUUCGUUUACAGUAUACUAAAAUGAACUAAUAGUAUGUAGUACAGUAUAUACUCAUUAAGUAUGUAGUAUACAGUAUGUUAGUAUGGGUAUUCAAACACAGCUAUAGUCAGUCGAGCAAUAAUAUAAUAAUACUCUUAGCAAAAUGUUUUAUCUUUAAUCAGUAGAAUCUAUGAGAAUAGAAAGGUUCAGAACUUUUGUGAAACAUCACAGCACAGUUGAAAAAUAUAUGGCAAAUAGAAAUCAAAACUGGAUGGUGUUCAGAGAUAGAUGGGAGGGGUUGAGGGGAGCUGAAGGAUGGGACUAAAAACAAACAAAAGAUAACUAUUGUAAAAUGUAUAUAGUAUGUAUAAGGUGGAAGUAGAAGCCAAAGUGUUGUUGUCCAUUAGUUUACUCAAAUUAGGGAGGGAUGGUAGGGUUAGGGGAAAAUAAUAAAGGAAAAUAUAUAAAAUAUUUUACAGUGCAUUCGGAAAGUAUUCAGAUCCCUUCACUUUUUCCACAUUUUGUUACGUUACAGCCUUAUUCUAAAAUGGAUGAAAUAUUUUUUUGCCCUCAUCAAUCUACACACAAUACCCCAUAAAUACCUUAUUUACAUAAGUAUUCAGACCCUUUGCUAUUAGACUCGAAAUUGAGCUCAGGUGCAUCCUGUUUCCAUUGAUCGUCCUUGAGAUGUUUCUAAAACUUAAUUGGAGUCCACCUGUGGUAAAUUCAAUUGAUUGGACAUGAUUUGGAAAGGCACACACCUGUCUAUAUAAGGUCCCACAGUUGACAGUACACGUCAGAGCAAAAACCAAGCCAUGAGGUCGAAGGAAUUGUCCAUAGAGCUCCAAGACAGGAUUGUGUCGAGGCACAGAUCUGGGGAAGGGUAACAAAAAUGUUUUGCAGCAUUGAAGGUCCCCAAGAACACAGUGGCCUCCAUCAUUCUUAAAUGGAAGAAGUUUGGAACCGCCAAGACUCUUCUUUGAGCUGGCCGCCGGGCCAAACUGAGCAAUCGGGGGAGAAGGGUCUUGGUCAGGGAGGUGACCAAGAACCCGAUGGUCACUCUGACAGAGCUCCAGAGUUCCUCUGUGGAGAUGGGAGAACCUUCCAGAAAGACAAUCAUCACUGCAGCACAUCACCAAUCAGGCCUUUAUGGUAGAGUGGCCAGACGGAAGCCACUCCUCAGUAAAAGGCACAUGACAGCCUGCUUGGAGUUUGCCAAAAGGCACCGAAAUGACUCUCAGACCAUGAGAAACAAGAUUCUCUGGUCUGAUGAAACCAAGAUUGAACUCUUUGGCCUGAAUGCCAAGCGUAACAUCUGGAGGAGACCUGGCACUAUCCCUACAGUGAAACAUGCUGGUGGCAGCAUCAUGCUGUGGGAAUGUUUUUCAGCGGCACGGACUGGUAGACUAGUCGGGAUCGAGGGGAAAGAUGAACGGAGCAAAGUACAGAGAGAUCCUUGAUGAAAACCUGCUCCAGAGUGCUCAGGACCUCAGACUGGGGUAAAGGUUCACCUUCCAACAGGACAGCGAUCCUAAGCACUCAGCCAAGACAACGCAGGAGUGGCUUCGGGACAAGUCUCUGAAUGUCCUUGAGUGGCCCAGCCAGAGAAGACGCGAGGCUGUAAUCGCUGCCAAAGGUGCUUCAACAAAGUACUGAGAUAUUUCAUUUUUUUAUUUAUAUUUUAUAAGUUUGCUAAAAAAUCUAAAAACCUGUUUUUGCUUGUCUUUAUGGGGUAUUGUGUGUGUAUAUUGAUGAGGGAAAAAAACUUUAAUCCAUUUUAGAAUAACGCUGUAACGUAACAAAAUUAGAAAAAGUCAAGGGGUAAUACUUUCCGAAUGCACUGUAUCUCCUUACUCAAGAGGGGUUUUGCCUCUCUCCCCUCCCCUUCCUCCCUCCCUCGUUCUUUCUCUUUUUCACAUCGUAUCUCUUUCUCUCUUCUGGUUCUCGGGGAAAGUGGGGACAUUUUGGCUCGUACUGCAUGUUUUUACAAAAGCAGGGUGUCUGUCUGUGUUGAUGAUAUUGUCUGUCUGUCGGUGUUAGUGGGUGCCUUGCGAUUGGAUGCCAACUCCCUCAUGGCUCCACUUCUUUCCUGGGUCUGAUCAUUUAUUGCCUUUUUAUUAUUUCUCCUUGAGAUAAUACAAAAGAAAAAAGAAAGUAACAGCCUCAAUACUUACGACUUGACUUUCUCCAAUAUCAAUUUUUUCAAUGUAUUUGGUAUUGUGUGUGUGUUUAAAUGUAUGUGUGUCUCCCUGUGUCUGCGCGAGUGGGUGUGUGUGUUUAAAUGUGUGUGUGUUUCUCUUUGUGUCUGCGCAAGUGCUUGUGUGUCUGUGUCCCUUAUGUCUACACUGAAAAACAUCAGAUAGACUCCAUGUCAACACUUAUGUUCAUUCCUUGGUUAGAGAUUCACUUAUGGCAACAGAGUCAGCCAACAUUAAUACAUCUACAUUCAUGUAGGGUGGAUGAGAUGUCUGGACUCUGGACAUUAAAUGAGAUGGAUGACAGCACGUAAUCACCUGUAAUCCACAACUUAAACAGACAGCGGGUACAAAAAAACCCUCAAUGCAGUUUUUUUCCGUAAGUACAUGGAGUAGCUAGCCAAAUAGAAAAAGUAGCCAUCCAGGAAGUUCUGGGCUGGAUGGGUUCUGGGGGUGCAUGCCACCGUGAUUUGUUUUUGCAGAACAAGCUUUAUUUUGGGGGCCUAUAGUACAUUCUAAUGCCUUGAUUCCAUCUGAAAUACACAGCUAAAUUAUUGAAUGCUUAAACGACUUUACCUCCCAGAUUGGUAAAAUGAAUUGUGGUAUUGAGUAGAAAGACAUGACUUUACAAUAAAUAUUACUGAAAAUGUAUGUAUUCAGUAUUCAGUGUUAGUUGUUUUGGAUAUCGUCUAGGCCUAGAUCUAAAUGAUCAGGACUAUUUUCUAAGUAAGAUAACCUUUUUUAACAUUAAACCUUCUCUUGAGAUUAAAGUCAUAUUUACAGUUUUACUGCAAGAUAUUAAUUGCCACAAUGAGGUUUGUCCUUCGAAUGAUGUGUUUUAUUGGCUCUUCUACUGUGGACACUGAGGGUAAGGAAACCAAUGUGUCAUUGUAAUUUGGUUGAACUAUCCCUUUAACAGUUAGGCCUGUCAAUCAAUCACUGUUGGUGGGAUUGUCAAGAGAGGGGGGCAGAAUGUUUGUGAGUCACAGAGUUGGUAGGGUUUAAGACCUGUCAAUCACUGUGGGUGGGACUUUAAGGGAAGGCUGUAGAUUAAUAAUAUGCCAUUUAGCAGACGCUUUUAUCCAAAGCGAUUUACAGUCAUGCGUGCAUACAUUUUUUUUUUUUUUUUGUAUGUGUGGUCCCGGGGAUCGAACCCACUACUUUGGCGUUACAAGCGCCGUGCUCUACCAGCUGAGCUACAGAGGACCAGUAAUGUAGUCAGAAAAACUAGUCUAGUCUACUCUUUCAAUUGAAUUUAUUGUGGCAAAAACCUAAGAAAAAAGUUGUAUUCUGUCAAGUAAACAUGGAUUCCCUGUUGAGAAACAAUAUAGAAUUGCACAACUUUUCAGGGGGAGGAACCCCAAACCACCCGCCAGAUUGUGCAGCCCCACUUUUAUACAAAGUCAGGCGCCCAUUAAUAAACGUAUAGGUAUUAUUGAAGAAUGAAGCAGGUGUUAAACAUGGGCUUUGCUACACAGUAAGCAGCAGUUGACUACUCCAUUGUCGACACUUUAAUCAAAUCAGUAGUCCAAUAUCAAUAUCUUUAAUAAUGCCAAGUAUCAUGACAUUAGUUUUUAUAACCUUCAAUCCGUUUUCUUUUAUCAUAUUUUGGACCAGAAUGAGAUGAGGCUCUCUCUUCACUACCUAUUGUUCCUGCAGUGAGGAUUCAACAUCUUCAUCAAAUGUUUUCUGAAUUUAUCUGCAGAUAAUCGCCAAUAAGCAGUAGUAGCCUACCAGUAUGCAAAUUAGGGAGCCAAAUGAACGGAUCUCUCACAGAUGCGACUUGGUUCUGUUCACCUAAAAGAUCAGUUCAAAAAGAGCCAUUUGUUCGCGAACAAACCAUCGCGUUGUUAAACCAAAACUAGUGGCAACUGAGCUGCCACCAACUCAAAGGAGAUAAAAUCUUAACUAUGCUGGAAUAUUGAAACACAUCAUCCUGAGAUAUUUUGAAUCAUUACAUGUCUGUUGUAACACUUCUUAACCCCCUAAGGUCAAUGUCCAAAUCUAAUUUGCAUAAUAAAAUAAAUCCCCCAGAAAUCUGACAGUUUAAGCUAGAGAUAUCAGUUUUUUUUGCAUUGGAUGCGUAUCAAUCCACCGCGUCCGCCUAUGUCGCACUUCCACAUCUGCGGUGAAAGGAGACAGAGCUAGAACAGAGUUUGUCAGACCAUGAGACAUCCAGAAAAUUGGUGUUCUCACAAAAUCAUAUGUAGUGUCCAAACGGUUUGGCCCACAAACUAUUAUGACCCCUCUAUGGAAAGAUGAGACUCUCAUGAACACGAUGGUGUUCUCCGUCUUGGGACUCGUCUGAAGUCAGUACAGCCGAUCUGCCAACUUCUGUAUGUAGCGUCCGAACAGUUUGGGCUACACACUAAUAUGUUUUGCUCUAGGACGCCCACAGGCCUCACAAGACUCGUCUGAAAGUCCCCUGGUACCAGUUGAAAAAAUUAAUGGAAGUACAGUAUAUCUGGAGACUGUUUAGUGCCAAAAAUAAGGGGUUAAAUACAGUGAGGGAAAAAAGUAUUUGAUCCCCUGCUGAUUUUGUACGUUUGCCCACUGACAAAGACAUGAUCAGUCUAUAAUUUUAAUGGUAGGUUUAGUUGAACAGUGAGAGACAGAAUAACAACAAAAAAUUCCAGAAAAAAUGCAUGUCAAAAAUGUUAUAAAUUGAUUUGCAUUUUAAUGAGGGAAAUAAGUAUUUGACCCCUCUGAAAAACAUUACUUAGUACUUGGUGGCAAAACCCUUGUUGGCAAUCAGAGGUCAGACGUUUCUUGUAGUUGGCCACCAGGUUUGCACACAUCUCAGGAGGGAUUUUGUCCCACUCCUCUUUGCAGAUCUUCUCCAAGUCAUUAAGGUUUCGAGGCUGACGUUUGGCAACUCGAACCUUCAGCUCCCUCCACAGAUUUUCUAUGGGAUUAAGGUCUGGAGACUGGCUAGGCCACUCCAGGACCUUAAUGUGCUUCUUCUUGAGCCACUCCUUUGUUGCCUUGGCCGUGUGUUUUGGGUCAUUGUCAUGCUGGAAUACCCAUCUACGACCCAUUUUCAAUGCCCUGGCUGAGGGAAGGAGGUUCUCACCCAAGAUUUGACGGUACAUGGCCCCGUCCAUCGUCACUUUGAUGCGGUGAAGUUGUCCUGUCCCCUUAGCAGAAAAACACCCCCAAAGCAUAAUGUUUCCACCUUCAUGUUUGACGGUGGGGAUGGUGUUCUUGGGGUCAUAGGCAGCAUUCCUCCUCCUCCAAACACGGCGAGUUGAGUUGAUGCCAAAGAGCUCGAUUUUGGUCUCAUCUGACCACAACACUUUCACCCAGUUCUCCUCUGAAUCAUUCAGAUGUUCAUUGGCAAACUUCAGACGGGCCUGUAUAUGUGCUUUCUUGAGCAGGGGGACCUUGCGGGCGCUGCAGGAUUUCAGUCCUUCACGCCGUAGUGUGUUACCAAUUGUUUUCUUGGUGACUAUGGUCCCAGCUGCCUUGAGAUCAUUGACAAGAUCCUCCCGUGUAGUUCGGGGCUGAUUCCUCACCGUUCUCAUGAUCAUUGCAACUCCACGAGGUGAGAUCUUGCAUGGAGCCCCAGGCCGAGGGAGAUUGACAGUCUUUUUUGUUUCUUCCAUUUGCGAAUAAUCGCACCAACUGUUGUCACCUUCUCACCAAGCUGCUUGGCGAUGGUCUUGUAGCCCAUUCCAGCCUUGUGUAGGUCUACAAUCUUGUCCCUGACAUCCUUGGAGAGCUCUUUGGUCUUGGCCAUGGUGGAGAGUUUGGAAUCUGAUUGAUUGAUUGCUUCUGUGGACAGGUGUCUUUUAUACAGGUAACAAACUGAGAUUAGGAGCACUCCCCUUAAGAGUGUGCUCCUAAUCUCAGCUCGUUACCUGUAUAAAAGACACCUGGGAGCCAGAAAUCUUUCUGAUUGAGAGGGGAUCAAAUACUUUUUUCCCUCACUGUACAUGUAAAAAAAUAAAAAGAAAAGAAAAGAGGGAAUAAAGAUAGGUGGGAGAAACAGAUUAAAUGGUUGGAGCGGGGAAUUUAGCCCCGGUCUUCGGUGGGGAGAGGGGUGACGUGUCUAAACCGGAAGUGUUACCGCUAGACAACGGGUUUUGCAUUUAUUUUUAUGAAGUAUAUAAUUAUUUUUUUCUGUCAAUUUCAAUUAACCCUAGAAUAAUGUAUUACAGUGUGGCUGUGUGGUUGAGUGGGUAAAAUUCUGAUUAAAUAUACCAUCAUAAUGCCCCUCCUGUUUCUAAUCCGUCUAAAUAAAGCAUUGAAAAAAUAAAGGUGUAAAAAAAUAUUAUCAUCAAUCAAUUAUUAGGCUAUAAAACAUUUGCAUUUCUAAACCAUUGAUUGUUUGAGAAACCCAGUUUUUGUGUUUUGAUGCCUUUUACAUUCACUGAAACAUCCCAAAGUGUUUUCACAACACUUUCUUAAAAUUAACAAUUUUCAGGUUGAUGAACCACUUUGGGUGUUUCAGAGUACUUAAUUAUGUGUAUUAAACCUUCUGUGUGUUAAAACACUUAAAUUGGGUUUACAUUCAUUACACAGUCAUGGUGUUUUGAGACUUUCUAUUUUUACAUUGUAGGAUACACUGAUGAGUCACUUUAGAGGUCACUGGCAAGUCUCGACAUGGGCUUUGAAUCCUAGGAAAAUACAAACAAGAUAUUUGGUUUACUUGUCCCGAUGCGAUACCAUAGACAUAGAACAGGGUUUCCGUUAGCCGGUAAUAGCCAACUUUUGGCCAAAUAAAUAAAUAAAACCCGAUAAAUAAAAUUGCCGCUGGCCAAUUGUCUGGGAGAUAAGAAUACAUCCCAUUGUGAAAUAAUGCUUUUUAGCCUAUUCAUUGAUGGAAAUACCAGUCGAUGGAAAUACAUUUGACUGGUCAUGCUUAUCGGUCUGUAGGUUAAUUUGCAUAAUUUAGUGGAAUUCAAUUGGCGUGUGUUAACAGCGUAUUCGUUAUGUAUCUUAUUUAUCAAAUGCGUACAGCAUACAGAUACAGAGUCUUUGAGCAGAAAAUCUGUCAGACUAAUAGCUGCUGCUACAGCAUCUCAAACAGCAAAUGCAACGGAAAGCAGGCUUCAUCAGCGCGUCACACACCACUUUGCCAUGAGCUGGAGGCAGCAUGCAUUUUGAAAACGUAUUCGUUUUACUACAUAUUAUGAGGCAUGUCUUCCCUUGCUUCAAAUUAGCUUAGCCAAAAUCAGACCAUAUCCAUGGAGGCAAUUCUUUUAUAUCAACUUUCUUUCAUUGUCCAGUAGCCAAAGGCACAAUCAUAAUCGUAUUAGCAACCCAUGCUAGUUGUUGCAUAUUAGAUCUCCCCUAUUUUAACAUUUCUAACGGAUAUUUUCAUCUCUGUGUGGUGCGCUUUUGACAACAGUGUUUUCCUGCUAAUUGCAUUAUGGAACGAACAUUCACAUUGAGUCUACAGCCUUGUGCACAUUGCUGUGCUUAUAAUGUGAAGAAAUAAUAGUUUAUCAACGUUUUAAACUAAACGUUCUGAUCCGUUGCAUCAGACUCAUUAUAAUUAUGGAGCCUAGGGUUACUGGUUAUAUGAAUUUGGGAUCUUUUGUCCCACAACUGUCCCAGAGUCUGUUUGGAAUAGGCAAUAGAAUAGCUUAACCUUUCUACUAUGGGGGAUAGUAGAUUGACAUAGGCUAGUGAUUUUGCUGUUCAUUACUCGUCUUGUUGGCUGAGGAAAAGUACAUAUGGACAGUUAUUCAAACAUCAGAAUUCGGUAAGAAGGUCCGCACAUCGUUGCACCCUCGACUUGCAUGUUCUGUUAAUAUGAAUUACCAUAAUCUAAAUGUAAUUUCUAUCAUUCUGGAGCACCGUGGAUGGCGCCUUAGUCAGGUAACCACCCAAUGCAUAUGGGUCCGGUAAAUUUCUCAAAUGUCCGGUAAAUUAAAAUGCUGCCGGUCAAAUGUCCGGCGCCACACUUUCCUAACGGAAACCCUGACAUUUAACUACAUUGUAUGAUUUAUGAAUAGGAAAGGGAUAUAGGAAAUUGACUUUAUUCCUUAUAUUCGACACAUUACAUUUACAUUUUAGUCAUUUAGCAGACGCUCUUAUCCAGAGCGACUUACAGUUAGUGAGUGCAUACAUUUUCAUACUGGCCCCCCAUGGGGAACAAACUUUUUAUAAACUAGUCAACACAAGAUGUUCGGUCAUCGAUCAAAGAACAGUAUAUCGCCUAUGUGCCCCAACUCCGUGGCUGGCUAUAGGCCUAUGAAACACGCAAUCACAAAACAAUAAAUAAGUGGAUUUCAACUCAUCGUUACCACUUACAGUGCAUUCGGAAAGUAUUCAGACCCCUUGACCUUUUCCACAUUUUGUUACGUUACAGCCUUAUUCUAAAAUGGAUUAAAUAAAUACAAACCCUCAUCAAUCUACACACAAUACCCCAUAAUGACAAAGGAAAAACAGGUUUUUAGAAAAACAGAAAUACCUUAUUUACAUAAGUAUUCAGACCGUUUGCUAUGAGACUCGAAAUUGAGCUCAGGUGCAUCCUGUUUCCAUUGAUCAUCCUUGAGAUGUUUCUACAACUUGAUUGGAAUCCACCUGUGGUAAAUUCAAUUGAUUGGACAUGAUUUAGAAAGGCACACACCUGUCUAUAUAAGGUCCCACAGUUGACAGUGCAUGUCAGACCAGAAACCAAGCCAUGAGGUCGAAGGAAUUGUCCAUAGAGCUCCAAGACAGGAUUGUGUCGAGGCACAGAUCUAAGGAAGGGUACCAAAAAAUGUCUGCAGCAUUGAAGGUCCCCCAGAACACAGUGGCCUCCAUCAUUCUUAAAUGGAAGAAGUUUGGAAUCACCAAGACUCUUCCUAGAGCUGGCCGCCCGGCCAAACUGAGCAAUUGGGGAGAAGAGCCUUAGUCAGGGUGAUGACCAAGCACCCAUGGUCACUCUGACAGAGCUCCAGAGUUCCUCUGUGGAUAUGGGAGAACCUUCCAGAAGGACAAUCAUCUCUGCAGCACUCCAUCAAUCAGGCCUUUAUGGAAGCCACUCCUCAGUAAAAGCCUGCUUGGAGUUUGCCAAAAGGCACCUAAAGACUCUCAGACUAUGAGAAACAAGAUUCUCUGGUCUGAUGAAACCAAGAUUGAACUAUUUGGCCUGAAUGCCAAGCGUCACGUCUGGAGGAAACCUGGCACCAUCCCUACGGUGAAGCAUGGUGGUGGCAGCAUCAUGCUGUGGGGAUGUUUUUCAGUGGCAGGGACUGGGAGACUAGACAGGAUCGCGGGAAGAGCAAAGUACAGAGAGAUCAUUGAUGAAAACCUGCUCCAGAGUGCUCAGGACCUCAGACUGGGGUAAAGGUUCACCUUCCAACAGGACAACGACCCUAAGCACAAAGCCAAGACAACGCAGGAGUGGCUUCAGGACAAGUCUCUGAAUGUCCUUGGGUGGCCCAGUCAGAGCCCAGACUUGAACCCAAUCAAACAUCUCUAGAGAGACCUGAAAAUAGUUGUGCAGCGACGCUCCCCAUCCAACCUGACAGAGCUUGAGAGGAUCUGCAGAGAAGAAUGGGAGAAACUCCCCAAAUACAGGUGUGCAAAGCUUGUAGCGUCAUAACCAAGAAGACUCGAGGCUGUAAUCGCUGCCAAAGGUGCUUCAACAAAGUACUGAGUAAAGGGUCUGAAUACUUAUGUAGUUUUUAUUUUUUAAUAAUUUUGCUAAAAAUAUAUAUUUGCCAUUAUGGGGUAUUGUGUGUAGGGAAAAAAACAAUUUAAUCCAUUUUAGAAUAAGGCUGUAACGUACUCUAACAAAAUGUGGAAAAAGUCAAGGGGUCUGAAUACUUUCUGAAUACACUGUAUAUUACAUGGGAAGUGUACAUUCACUCACAGGAGACGAUGAAGAAGCCUCAGGCUCUCCCUCCUCCGUGAAUUGAAAUUAGACUGAAGCCAACCACAGCCACAAUAAUAACACAGGUACCGAGAGGUGUGACAGACAGCAGACUGACAAACCAACAGUGUUUCCCUGUCAUCGCUCGCUUUGUGACUGACUGUAGAUCACUAGAAGAUGCAUAUCGUUCAUUCUAGCGGGAGAAAGCUAUACGGACUUUACUGACUAGCGAAUUUAAACUUUUAAAUGAAAAAAAGCCUAGUUCAUUUAUGAAGUGGAAAAAGUAUCUGUUAUCGGCUGUUUAGCCGACAGCCAACGGCGCUUGUGGAAAACACUGCCUCAAUGUCCUCGCAGAUAAUAGCCUUGUUUUGUCUCUAACAAAACAAAAUUAUCACAGGGAGCCAAAUAGUAAUUCCUUGAGGAAUAAUAUCUAUAACUUAUUGCCCUAGUUCCACGUAUCUGCUCUGGUGGCGCCUGCAUGGCUCUGCCUGCUGUCUAUGUUGUGGUUUUUGGACCAGGGGAUACAAUGCUGACAGGAGAAAGUUUCCUACAUGUUAUUAUUUCCCCCUGACUGCACAUUACAAGGGCCUUGUUUGUAGCUGUGGGUGGAUGGCAUGCAUUAUGGAACGGCCUAUGGUCCUAUAGCCACUCAGAGAAAGACCCAGACCCGUUUCUUUCAGACAGGAAGCUCAGGCCAUAUACGACCACAAAGGGCACCACUCACUUGUUUGCCGUCUGAAGUGUGUGUCUGUGUGGCGAGAGAGAGAGAGAGAGAGAGAGAGAGAGAGAGAGAGAGAGAGAGAGAGUGUGUGCAUGCGUGCGUGUGUGGUGUGUCAAGUAGCCCCGAAUGUAGGAGCGUAGUACAGCCUCCUGCUUGAGCUCAUUCAAGAUGUACUCUCCAACAGACUGUGUUUGCCCCAUAAAAGUAGAAUCAGAAUAGAGUAGAAUGAUUUCUAUGAUUUACCCCCUCUUCUCAGAUCAAUUCCAUUUCCUGUCUGUCCUAGAUGGGUUGUUUGAUGAAGUGGGAAGGAGGGGGAAGGGAGCUAAAAACAACAUUGUGUGUGUGUCUUUCUCAUUAUUUAUGUUUUGUUUGUCUAUCUAGCGAUGACGUGUGUGUGUGUCGUUUCCAUGGCGUGUGUUCUGUUUAUACAUGUGUGUCUAUCAGAUGUAGCGUGCCCAUGUCUGUUUGUUUAAGUGUCCGUGUGUCUGUCCGCGUGUGUGUGUCAAGAGUCAGUAUGUGCCUCUACGUUCCACUUUCUAUUCCCCCCUGACCCUCUCCCCUCCCCCUGCUCCCCAAUCAGCCAGUAACGAAGAGACGGUGACGGGUCUGAUGUCACCUGACUACGUGGAGAUAGCCAUCUACUGCAUCGGGGUGUUCUUGAUCGCCUGUAUGGUGGUUAUCGUGGUGGUGUGCCGGAUGAGGAAUACGGCUAAGAAGCCUGACUUAGGGAAUCAGCCGGCGGUCCACAAACUCAGCAAGCAGAUACCUCUGCGCCGCCAGGUAACAGAAAGUAGAUAAGGGGUUUCCAAGGCCUUUAACACCCGUAGAAACACAAACUCCACACACACAUGCAUUCAUACAUAAUUCUUUUUUCACGCUAUCGUGCCGACCCGAACCAAACUGUACUGACUAGGAUGUUUUAUUUUCAUGGUUUCAGCUACUAUGGUGGAUGUGUAACCAGGUUUGGCUCGGCUCGGUUCAGGUUCAGCAGUGUGAAAAGCCCUAAUAAAAUAGUCCAAAGUUUACCUACCAGCGGAAAACACAAAGCAAAGUUCCACCAAAUUUCUACUCCUGACAUAGAUCUUACGCAUUUGGGUUACUGGUACUCUAAUUUGAGAGCCCACGAAAUGUAGCUGUUCAUGGGAAGUGGAUUUUCAUAAAUUCUUUACAUUUUUAGUCAUUUAGCAGAUGCUCUUAUCCAGAGCGACUUACAGGAGCAAUUAGGGUUAAGUGCCUUGCUCAAGGGCACACCGACAGAUUUUUCACCUAGUUGGCUCGGGGAUUAGAACCAGCGACCUUUCGGUUACUGGCACAACGCUCUUAACCACUAAGCUACCUGCCGCCCCCAACAGUAUAACAAUACUGUAACUAAUACAUCGCACUGCUUGAAGUGCUAAGCCCCAGUUAACUCCACUGAAAGACAGCUAGCUACAGUGCAUGGCAUCUGAGCAUGUUAGCACUGUUAUCCAUCACCUCUAUCUCCUGCUCUAGCUUCUCUACUUCUAUGUGAGUGAUGCUUUCCCCUCAAGGGGAAAAACACAAACUCCAAGAGGUACAAAAAGUGUUGGAUUACAUUCCUGCGAGAGAUGGGUGGUUCCAGUGUCAAGGUGAGGUUGGAGCGGAAAGGAGAUAGGAGCCCUGAGGACAAUGACAACAGCAUGAUAAAUGGACACAUUAAUCAGACUGAACGUUACUCUCUAGCGCUGAGUUGGUGCUCAACUCUAAUGAUUACUGACGUGCAUUCACUCGUUUUUAAAAAGGGAAGGAAAAUAUGUUGAUUUGCACAAUAUCAAUCAAUAUCAGUAUCAUUUGAUCUUUAGUUAUGGAGAUGUCUUUCCAUCAUACACACACACACACACACACACACACACACACACACACACACACACACACACACACCUACACUCCUUGGUCCUCACUAAUAUAGUAAUAUUUUUAUCUGACCUGUGUAUCUAGACCGGUGAUCAGCCAAUCCGUCUCCUCCUACAGGUGUCAAAUGACUCCAGCUCCUCGAUGAACUCCAGCACCCCAUUGGUCCGCAUCACCACGCGACGCAGCUCGGCUGGCCACGACGACCCCAUCCCAGAGUAUGACCUCCCCGAAGACCCACGCUGGGAGUUCUCCAGAGACAGGUGAGGUACAGGGAUGGGAACCGGGGUAGGAAUAGGGAGGGGGGAGGUACAGGGUGUGGCAGGGACGGGACAGGGUACAUGGGUGUCAUAUGCCUCCUCAUCAGUAUGGCCGCAUUUCAGGCUGCCUACAUAGCAGUGGCUCAGCAAACCCCACAAUGCCUGGAUAAGUGUUUACCAUGUCAGUAACUACAUCACUACCUGACUCAAUGCCAGACUGCAACAUAGGAAAUGUGUCUUUCAAUCAUUGGUUAAUUUGUGUUGCUUAACUGCUUCACAGACCCCCUGGAAUGUGGCCUACAGUGGCUUUAUCCUCAGGUAUUUCUCUGAGAAUCGGUGAGGCCCAAGGCUGGCUGCAGUCAGUGAGGUUUUUGCUCAGUUGGAAUGUACAGUAUUUCUACCUAACUUUUUUUCUUUUUACAGAAAUGAAUCCAGUGCAGGGUCCCAU